Messenger RNA from Staurois parvus, 1870 nucleotides. Lineage: Eukaryota; Metazoa; Chordata; Amphibia; Anura; Ranidae. The record is from the annotation of a GenBank genome assembly.
CUUGAAAACCGCACCAGGAGUGUAGAGAAUACUUGUUCAGAGGUUCCAAUUAUCAGAAAUAGAUCGAUAAUCAGCGGGGGACACCGAACCUUACGGAAGCUGCAGAGGAAGAUGACUAAUUAUGGGAAAUGCAUUAACUUGAUAGUCCAUCUUUUGAACAAAUAUAAUGCGGAAAAUCAGAGUCUUGAACAUUUCUUGGAAGACUCGGCGGAAAACUUGCAGGAACUUAAUGACACCGAAGAAGAGUUUGUUCUUGAAGUGCUCUCUGGAUGUGUACAGUACAGAGAUCUGUUGGACAUCGUUGUUGACGCUUUCUAUGCCAGAGAUGGGAAGAAUUCUUUAAAGUCAGAGCACUCUUUGUAUCUUGCGUUCUGUUACAUCACCACGUUUAAACUAGAAGAAUUUGGCAUUCAGCUCUUCAGUAGAAUCAUUAGGAGCCAAGAUGUUCCCAAGAUGGGCAAGUUUCUUAGGUUCUUCCUCGAUCACCUGAACCUGAACACAUGGAUAAAAGAUGAAUGGAGUCAGAUAUAUGAUUCAAAUUACGUCAAGGAAAAUUGGAUCAUUCCUUUGCUAAACUGGCAACCUGAAAUCCUGGAUGUAAUAGAUGGCCUUGAAAGUAAGUCAGUAACUGGUUCUACUCCAGUGAAAUCAUCAAAAGUAACAGAAGUGAAAGAGUUCAAUUUAACGAAGCCCAAACCAAGAACCAUCCCAGUGCCGCAGAGAAUUCCAUCCCAGAAACCUCAUCAGCCGGUUCCUGAGAGUACCUACAAAACCCCAAAAGAGCAGGAAAUACUUCAAGAGAAAAAACAAAAAAAUCGCCAGAAAGCGGAGGAGCUCCUGAUAGAAGCAAAUGUGGCACAGUUUAAGUGUGCUAAUGCAGAGAAAUCAGAGAAAACCAAGCGUGUUUUGUCAGAAAUAAUGAAAGAAGACGAUAAUAAACUGGCUUUUAAUAAAACAAAAGCUCAGCAAGUGUCGAUAAAGAAGAUGGACAAUGUACCAGUAAAACUGAAUGCCACAGCGAUAUUACGGGGAGGGCGCUCUCUACCAGCGGCAGGUGGAAAAAGAACUACGCAGGAUUGAGAAGCUGGUGGAUGGGGCCCGGGACCCCAGUGAGUUUCUGGAAUGGCAGCGACAAAUGCGGGAGAAGGACCUGGAACAUCAGCUGGCUGAGAUUGAGUGCCGGCGGCUGGAAGGGAAGCUGAGCCGAGAGGAAGCUGUUCUAGCCCGGCAGAACCUCAUCCAGGAGAACAAGAAGAAGGCCGUGAUGAAGAAAGAGGAGGCACAGAAGCUGAUGCGCCAGUAUGCAGAGAAACGCCUACAGGAAGAGAGGGAGAUGAGAGACUUGGUAGAACAAGUGUCCGAGGGGCGCAAAAAUACCAAACAAGCACGCUUGAAACUCCAGAGAUACAAGCAAAGAAUAGUGCAAGAGGUGACAGAGGAGAGCCGGGAGCUAUUACGACAAGCUCUGGAGGAGGCUGAAGAGGAACUGAAGAAAAAAUUUGAGUUGAUCCGUGAGAUUCGAGCCAUGGAGUCAGUGCCGAUCAUCAGACACAAGUUUGUGGAUUUAACAGAGACUGCAGGAUAUCGGCUGAACUGUGAGAUGUCCAUAGCAGAGCUCCAUGAACGUCUGUCCCUGCUGAAGGAGGCUCAGAGGAAAGCAGAGGAGGAGAAGAGGGAUCAGAUCCUGGAGGAGAAGCAGACCAAACAGCAGCUCCUUCUGGACACCUUGGAGCAGAUCUCACUGCACAGGGCAGCUAUGGGGAAAGCAGCUCUUCUCAGGUUAGUGCAAUGCCUUGACCUUUCUCAAAUGGAUAUAAUAUUGAUUAUGCAAAAUGGGUCUGAUUCAUAUACCCAGGGCUUGAACAACUGA